CCUCCACUCUGCUCUGUUCAUUCUCAGGCCGGGUAGGACCCAGCAACAACACAGCGGUCGGUUCAACCUAUGAAGAGUGGGUUUCACAAUCGCCAUCCAUCCUUUGAGUAGACAAUAUUUUGUGGAAAUAUAUCUAUAUCACUGAUCAGAAGGUACACUAAGUCGUUGAAUCGAAGGCACUGGGAAGAGGCGCAAGGGAAAAUUUCCAUACUCGAUGACAUUACAUCGCAAUGUCCGAUCGUUUGGGGCAAAUAACCAAGUCCAAGGAUGGGAAAAGCAAGUAUUCCUCACUCAGCCUAUUUGACAAGUACAAGGGAAAAUCAAUAGAAACUCAGAAAAACACAGUAGUUCCUCGACAUGGCUUACAGAGUCUUGGCAAAGUGGCCGCAGCCCGGCGUAUGCCCCCACCCGCUCACCUGCCGAGCCUGAAAUCUGAAAACAAAGGAAACGAUCCCAACGUGAUUAUUGUGCCCAAAGACGGUACAGGAUGGGCGAACAAGCAGGAACAACCCGAUCAAAAGAGUUCUAUUGCAUCAAUACCACAGCUGCCGGAGUUGCAGCCGCAGCUGGCUUUACAGAAAUCUGUCUCCAAUCUGCAGAAGCCCUCACCAGUAGCCAGCCAGGAGAACACAAACACAGGUGGACCAAAGCAAUGGGCCCAGCUAAAUGGAAAGGGAGUAGAGCAAGAUGGUUCAAGGGCCUCAAACCGACUUCAGCCCUUCUCUCACGAGGAAUUUCCCACACUGAAGGCAGCUGGAGAACAGGACAGGGUUGGCAAGGAAAGAAGCGGCUUCGAUCCGUCGUAUGGGCCCGGACCAAGCCUCCGCCCCCAGAAUGUGACGAGCUGGAGGGAAGGUGGUGGCAGGAACCUUCAACCUUCAUCCCUGACCCUCAGCCUGCCAGCAGAUCCUGAGGGAAAGCUCACUGCCCUGGGUGAGACUGGUACCCCCCCAGCCUCAUCUCACCCCCCUUCUGCCACCGGCACCACCACUUCCACCACAGUCACAGCUCAAACACCCAGUCUGGAUCCCAAGGAGCCUUCGCUGCGACCUGCCCAGCCUGUCCGCAGAACAACCGUCCCUACUGCUCUGCAGUACCAGCUCCACCACACUUCAACUGCUGUCUACCAUGACAUGUUACCUGCAUUUAUGUGCUCUAAAGAGACACGUGAAGCCCCAGGUACAGACCACGCCCCUACCACUGUUACAGCCCCAGCCCGAUUUGAUACUAAACCCACUUUCAGGCAGAGCUAUGCCAAACCUGAUCUAGUCAAUGGCGAUGUGAGGAGAGAGAACCGCUUUGUUCGCGGUCCACCUCGACUCUCAUCUCAACCCAUUCGCAGGCCAGGUGACAGACCGCUUCGGCCAGCCAUCAUCAACCCAGAGGACCUGAAAGAUCUGGAUGAGCUCGACAAUGACUGCGAAGACGGAUGGGCUGGACUUCAUGAGGAAGUUGAUUAUAGUGAGAAGCUCAAAUUCAGUGAUGAUGAAGAAGAACACGCCCCCGGAGACAAAAACAAAAUGUGGACUGAAUGGGAAAGGGAGAAAGAACACCAGCGUGACUGCCAGUCCUCCCUAAGUCUAGGUGAGGCCGCCUACCCCCAGGAGAGCCCUGAUGACAGUUACCCCUACCAACACCAUCACCAUGAGCCUCCCAGGAAGGCCAGUGGUAGAUACCUCUCUACGGACAACCAGCCACAGCAGAAGAACCAAGGUGAUCCAGUAGCUGAACAGGAAGAUCACCAGCGUCACUCUCAGGCUCCAGCCAGGGCCAAAUACGUGUCUGCUGAGCUGUCUGAGGCUGUUGAGAGGGCCCGCAGACGUCGAGAGGAAGAAGAGAGACGAGCCCGGGAGGAACGUUUAGCUGCAUGUGCUGAAAAACUAAAAAAGCUGGAUGAGAAGUUUGGGAAGACUGAAAGACAGUCAUCCCGGUCAGAGGAAAACCAAAAAGAUGGAGAGGGAAAGGAUGCCCCACUGUCCCCGAUCCGGGAUCAAAGUAAAGCGCACCAUGACAACUGGCAAUACAGCAUAAAAGAUGGAAGCGAGUGCCCUCCUGAGAACUCAUCUGUCCAUAGUUACCGUGACGAACCAGGCUUCUCUGCCUACCGAGGAAGUGAGGAUGAAAGCCAGGAGCCCUCCUCCCCUUCAGACUGUAGUGGUCGCCAGGCCUCCAAACCCAUGCCUCCCCGCUUUCAAAAGCAACCACAUCACCAGCAGGAACAAGUAUACAAGAUGCAGCACUGGCAGCAGUCAGGUCACCCUACGUCAUCUGGCUCUAACCACACCCAGCGGGGCUACUAUCCCCCACAUGUCCUUGGCUUUGAUCCUCGCUGGAUGAUGAUGCCUCCCUUCAUGGAUCCCCGUAUGACCCAGGGAAGAUCUCCUGUGGACUACUAUCCCAGUGCGGUUCACUCCUCAGCAGGAAUGAUGAAACCUAUGAUGCACCAAGACCACCUGAAUAGUCCUGGCUCUGAUGAAGGCUGCCAUUCCAGUAUGCACCAGGAGAGAAGAGCCCCUUCCACUGAGCCCUGUCCUAUGUGGAACCAAGAUGGGUACCCAUUACGUAGUUUCACUCCACCCUACCAGAGGCAGCAUGAAAAUUCCAACAGCAGCCAGCGGGACGACAGAAGUGACAUGGCCUGCUCUCAGCAAGACUCCUAUGAAGAUAAGGCCAAUGAGUGCUUGGACCAACCACAAGAUAAUCUCCCUCAUCACACAUACCCAAGCAGAGGACCAGACCGAGAGCACCAACACCAUGAACAAGGCUUACUAACCACCGCUCAAAACCACUCCCAGCAUCAUGCAGAUGGUGAAUACCUGAAACAGGACUCUAGAGAUAAGUAUCUGAAAGAUGGCACAGACUCUCAUGAUGAGACAUCAGAUGGCUCCAAAGACAUUUGGAAAAGAGAUGGCAGUCAGAAGAAAGAUGGAGGACCCAACAGUGUCCAAAACCAGUGGUCUGAACCCAGUUCCAGUUGUAGUAGUAGUGUCAGCCAGCCAUCUGAGAACAGUGGGCGAACUUUGACUCGUAGAACUGGGCCAAUAAAGAAACCUGUUCUUAAGGCUCUUAAAGUAGAAGAGAAGGAGAAUGAGAAGCCUAAGCCUGAGCCUGAAGAGAAGCCUGUCCCAUACCGCCUGGAGAAAGAAGUCCUUACAAAUGUUUAUGACUUAAAGAAGGAUAACCAGCCUGCAAGCAACAGGCGUUCAGCUUCACCUGUUGUUGAGAAACAGCCUGAAGAGAGGCAGCGUCAGUCUCCAGCUCCAACUAAAACAGAAAGGCCUCUGAGCACCCAAAGUGAUGACUCUCCAAAGGAUAGUGCCUGGGACACUGGCAAGAGUCAGCCAUCCAGAGACAACCAGGAAAUUCGUGAGCCACAAGUACCACGGCGCAACAACUGGAUCUUCAUUGAUGAAGAACAGGCCUUUAGUGCUGUGAGGGGAACAGGUAGAGGCCGUAGUCGAGGCUUCAGGGAGUUCAGCUCUAGAGGUGGAACCCGAGGUGGCCGAAGUGGAGACAAUCUCAGAGGGGCUUAUAACAACAAUAACAGCAGCAGCAGUGGAAGUGGUCCUCAGCGGACAGUCAGAGGUCGAGCCCCCCCAAGGGACCUUGUCAAGGUGGAGGAGUUCCAGAGGGGCAAGCCCCGAAGGCGGAACGUCAGUGAAACAUUGAGUGAGGCAUCUGAAUAUGAGGAACUACCCAAGAGACGUCGCCAGAAGGGAUCUGAGAAUGGUGAAAUUUACACAGAGUCUGGAGAAGUUCGGAAAGCAGACAGAGACUCUUGGCGAUCUAACAAAGUGUACACAGAUGAACAAACAGCCCCCGAUUCCAGAGAAAAAGCCAAAGCCAGCAGGAGCUUCGGAGGUCGCAUGUUGCCCCCCAGACUGAAUGCCACUGGAAGUUACAGUCGAAGUUUUGGUGGCUCUAGGGAUAUUUCCACAUGGAGAGGCCGUGGACCUCAGUUCAACAGCACUGGUGGUCCCAUGCAGGAAAAUGGUUACGGUCCUGGAGCUGAAACUGCUUACUCCCGCAGACCCACUGUUGACCGCGAGACUCUCAAGUACACCCCUAAAUUCACCGGCUCCUUCAUGGAAAAUGGCACAGAGGACCGUGAAGGAGACUACUACUUUGACAAUGAUAACCCUGACAGGCAGGUUUUAAGGCGACGCCGCCCACCUCGUCAAGACAAACCUCCACGUUUCCGUCGGCUGCGGCAAGAGCGUGAACCUGGCUCAAACCAGUGGACAAGUGAUGAGUACUUAAAUGGAGACUUUGCGGCCCCCUGGCCUGGGCGCUCCAAAGGCAGUGGGGAUGACAGCUGGCCAAGUGGACACUAUGCAGGUGGACGCUCUAGUCAGCAUGGGCAGGCAGAGGAGUGGGAGACAGGAUCAGACAACAGUGACUUUGGAGACUGGAGAGAGAAGAGGAGCGGAAGUGGAGGUGCAGCUCCUCAGGGACACGGUGAUAUUCCGUCAGACUCUGGUCACAGUGAACCAGGCUCAGGUGAGAAGAGGGAACUGUCCAAGAGAAGUUUUUCCAGCCAGAGACCCUUAGUGGAACGGCAAAACAGGAAAGGAGAGCCAUCACUGCUGGAAGCAAAUAAGAUGACGCGUACACCCGAUAAUCCUCCCACCUCCUCCUCAAACAGGAGUGAAAAUUGGCAGAAUGGAGGGGCAUCUUGUAAAAGCAGGAGCCCAGAUGAGCCAGGUCCAGUCUACAGCAUAGAACAGCCUGAGGAUAGGGAGCCCAGUGAACCCUCGGGGAAAAAAAUAGACAAGGACCUGAAGCCAGGGCCGGUCAAGACAGACAUAUCUGAACCUCUGUCUCAGUAUGAGCUCAGCUAUCCGAUUGAAGGGGAUACAGGUGGAUCAGUUUCCAACUCAGAUGGGUACCAGGAUGCCUUGUCCAAAAAGCAAAGGCGUCCACAGGAAGAUGAGAGGAGGCGGAAGGAGCAGGGAGCUGCUGUGCCGGGGAAGAACAGGCCGAUCACAUCCAAGAUUCCACCACGCUUUGCUAAAAAGCAGGGAAGCAUGAGCAUCGAACAACCUGAGGAGGCGCUUUCCUCAAACAACCUCGGAACUGAAAUCUGGGAAACAAACAGCUCAGCUCUUUCAGUCCAGUCUUCAGGGGGAGACUCAUGGACUAAACAAGUGUCAUACACUGGCAGUGAGCCUAAUUCUGAGGACUCUGAUGCUGGCCCAGAGCAGACAAAAGAGCAGCACAAGCCAGGCCCUAUCGGGAAUGAGCGUUCCUUGAAGCAUCGCAAAGGAUCAGAAGGCGUUGAUAGGUUGGAAGGUGGCCCUAUCACGCCCGUCAAUGGUGUGGAUCUCCAUGUGGACACUGUGCUCCCUGUGCCUCCUAUUGAGUUUGGUGUCAGUGCCAAAGACUCUGAUUUCAGCCUGCCACCAGGUUCUACUCCAGUGCCUGUGUCCAAUCCUGUCAACAAGCUUCAGGAUGCACUCACCACCAAUACGGCUCUCAAUCAGAGCAUCCCCAUGCUACGCUCCAACCACCUGCAGCCCGCCAUCAACCUCAACCCCAUCUCCUUCCCCACCGCAGACCUCACUCUUAAGAUGGAGUCAGCACGUAAGGCGUGGGAGAACUCCCAGUCGUUGCCUGAGCAGGGCUCACCUGGCGGAGGGGCUUCAGGUGCUCAGCCUCCCUGUAGUGUAGGCUCAUCCAGUGGGGUCAGCUACAGCUCUUUUGGAGGAGUUUCCAUGCCUCCGAUGCCUGUGGCCUCAGUAGCACCUUCCAUGUCAAUGCAAGGUAAUCAUAUUCCCCCUUUGUAUCUGGAUGGGCAUGUGUUUCCUAGCCAGCCACGCCUUGUGCCACCCACCAUGACCCAGCAGCAGACCUACCAACAGGCAGCCGCAGCCCAGCAGAUUCCAAUCUCUUUGCACACAUCUCUUCAGGCUCAGGCUCAGUUGGGGCUUCGUGGAGGUCUGCCGGUCUCGCAGUCCCAGGAGAUGUUCAGUUCUAUCCCCCCUUUCAGGUCCCAGGUCUACAUGCACCCUAACCUGUCGCAGCCCAGCCCCAUGGUGCUGUCAGGUGGGGCCCCCCUGAAGGGGCCCUACUCGGCCUUUCCUGGCAUGCAACCAUCAGACAUGGUGAAGACCCAGUCAGGCUCACACUACCAGCCCAUGAAUGGCAGCCAACCUAUGGUCUAUGACAGUCAGAUGAACCAGGGCCCUGGUAUGGGUUCCUCACAGCUGAUGGACUCUCAGCUCAUCCAGGUGACCAUGCCAUUACCUGGCUCCCAGCUGCGCUAUGGCUCAGCUCAGCAACAUCUCAUUCUUCCCCAGUCCAUCCAGCUGCAGCAGGGACAGAACUUGUCAGUGGGGGCCCCACGACGCAUGAUGCCCCCCGGCUCCCAGCCCCCGGUCAUGACUGGCAGCCGAGAGGGCUCCCAGAUAGAUAUGAAGGGUUUCCAGUUCUCUGAGAAGCCCAGUCAUUCCCCUGGCAUCUCUGGAGCCUCUUACAGGCCGGGGUCUGCCAGCCCCAGUGGGAAACCCUCUGGUCCGGGGGGGCCUGUUGGCCCUCUGCCAACACAUUUCACUCAACAGGUCCCACCUGCUCAGGGCAGCAUGGUGAUGCACAUGCGACCCCCCACCACUGGCCCUUUCCCCAACCCCAUCCAGAGACCAGUCAUGCAGGUCAACAAGCCUGUCAUCAUCCGCUCCCCCCCCUACCCCAACCCCGGCCGUGACCCCCCCCACUCCACACCUCCCUCAGCCCCUGAGCCCCCCAUCAAAGGGCCAGAGGAUGGCAUGAAGAACAAAACCAUGCGAGAUGUGCGCAAGGCUGUGGGUGAGGGGAAGACCCCCCCUGUGGGCAUGACCAGCAAACUCCAGGAGCCCCUGCCCCCCCCAGGGCAAGCCAAACCAGCACGCACUGGAGCCAUCAAACCACAGGCUGUUAAAGUCGAGGAGGGAAAGGCGUAACAAUGGACCUUAAAAUCCUCAACAUCCCCAGCCUGACAACACCAAACCCCUGAGCAGCCCCCCCCCACCUCCCAAGGCAAAGAGGGGUAAUGAAUGACCCUCUGGAACUGUCACAACUGGACGUUAUUAUUUCACAACACAUAUAGAGAUAUAUAAAUAUAUAUAAAUAUAUACAUAGACACAAACAGUCUUUUAAGCAGAUCUCUUCAAGGUCCUCUUUAAUUUAUUAUUAGUCAUUUUAAGGGAGAAAAGUAACGAGAAAAGAUGUUUGUUUUUUGUGUUUCUCCCUAAACUAGGAAUAGAAAAUGGCCAACUGAAGACAGAUGAUUGAUUUUCAUACUACUUUGCCAAACUGUUCUCUGCUCCCUGUUAACAGACACUUCAACUCCCGCCAAAAGCAAACUGUCAAAAAAAAAAAAAAAAUCAGCAAAUUCUCAAUGCAGCGGGACACUUUUUUUGUCAUAUUUCAUUGGCAUUUUUGCUGGUAAAUGUGGAGUUUCUUCCAAGUCGACCAUUCUUUAUUGGUAAAGGACUCCUUUUAUGAAAGCAGAAAAAAAGACUCCGGUUUGUGGACGUCAUGCAUGUCACCAUGAUGAAAGUGAAGCCAUGCUUUUCCUGGUUUACUUCGCCCAGCUCAUGAACUGCGGCUUAAACUGCUUAGAUUGGUAGAAAGUUACCUGUCAAUAUUUCUUUUCUUAAACUUUUGUUCUUUGCAUUUACACUUUGUCGCUGGCUUUCUUCUGUGUGUAAAACAAAAUUAAAGGUGGACGUUUUCCCAGAAUCAUGUUGCUUCCAUGGAACUCCCCUGGCAUCGACACAGCGCGUGCAUGAACGAGUGUAAACUUUACAGACUGUUCCACCCACUGACCAUUAUUGAUCAACAAGGUGGUGACAGUUUUGGCUUCAUUGUGAUUUUUUUUUUUUUUUUUUUUUUGGGAGGGGGGGCGGGGGGUGUUAAAGAAGAUGCUAUAUUCAACAUUGCUGUAAAAAAAGACCCAGAACAGCUGAUUGAAUUGUUUGCUUUCUUACUGUGUUGUUUGGGUUGUAAUGAAUCAAAGUGUCUGUUCAUGAACAUGUGAUGUGAUGAGUUUUAUAUCCCUCAAUCUGGGCUGUUUUUUUUUUGCUUUUUUUUUUCCUUUUAUGUUUCCUGACAGACUUCUCUCUGGUUCCGUUCUAACUCCAACAUCCACUGAUGUUUAGAAUUGUGAAGAAAGUGAGAUCAUCACUAUUUAUUCUUCAGCUUCUGGUCUCUGAAGUGGCACAAGCAAUAAAAUGCAGCCGAGCUAGAAUCAUAAUCAGGGUCCAAGUAACUUUUUUCAGAUGGGAGUUAAUGAUUACAGCGGGGUGGGGGGUGGGGUCUGAUCUUUGCUUUGCUGAUUUAUUUUCAUGUAUGUGAGCUCUGCAGAUCCAGAGGAAACAACAGACUUUUAAAGUGUUUGUAUUAUUUGAAAAUGUGAAACUGUUGGAGUUUUUUUUUUUUUUUUUUUUUGUAAUGGACACAUUUUAAAACUCACAAUGCCAAUGUCAUAACUGGUUCAAUGUUACUCUUACUAUAACGCUCCAUGACACUACAAAUGUUGCGGUUUAUCUUUGACAGUGUUUCACUGGUAUAUAUGUAUAUGCAUACUUAUCUGUACAGUUGAGCCUGAUCAGUGGGGGGGGGGGCUUAAAUCCACAGUUAAUUUUAGAUAUUGUGGCACUAUAAAGGAUUUAACGUUGAAAAGGUCACUGUGUUCUCAGAAUGGACUGCUUUCACUUGUGAAUAGGUUUCUUGGGCUUGGAGUGUUUUUGCCUCUUAUCCCCUUACUGCAGAAGCUUCUCAUCAUUGUACCUGCACCAAAAUGUUUCCCUGACUUUUUUGUACUUUUCAGAUGCAUAUUUGAUUUUUGUCAGAGGACCAGUGCUUUCUACAGCUGAUCUCCGGUCUGUUUAUCCUACCUGAUCUUUAUCCUUUCAGAUACUUGGUCAUUACUCUCCCUUGUUAAAAAAAAAAAAAAAAAAAGA
Molecule: messenger RNA, 8942 nt
Organism: Sphaeramia orbicularis (orbiculate cardinalfish)
Lineage: Eukaryota; Metazoa; Chordata; Actinopteri; Kurtiformes; Apogonidae
Gene: prrc2b
Product: proline-rich coiled-coil 2B
Exons: 31
Coding region: 231-6938 (2235 amino acids)
Biological process (GO): cell differentiation
Source: RefSeq, a predicted model, not a curated record